CACGUGACCCCGGAGAUGAACAAGCUUCGUCAGAGCCUGAGGAGGAAGAAGCCCACCUACGUGCCAGAGGCCAGCAGACCCCAUCAGUGGCAGUCUGACGAGGAGGCGGUACGCAAGGGCAAAUGUAACUUCGCUGUUCGGUACCUGGGGUUGGUGGAGGUGGAGGAGUCGAGAGGGAUGCAUGUAUGUGAGGACGCAGUGAAGAAGCUGAAAGUUAGCGGGAAGAAGACAGUAAAGGCAGUGUUGUGGGUUUCCGCUGAUGGUCUCAGGGUGGUCGAUGAAAAAACAAAGGACCUCAUCGUGGACCAGACCAUAGAGAAGGUUUCUUUCUGCGCUCCUGACCGUAACUAUGACAAGGCCUUCUCCUACAUCUGCAGAGACGGGACCACCAGACGCUGGAUUUGCCACUGCUUCAUGGCUCUCAAAGACUCGGGGGAGAGACUGAGCCAUGCAGUGGGCUGUGCCUUCGCUGCUUGUCUGGAGAGGAAGCAGCGCAGGGAGAAGGAGUGCGGCGUGACGGCGUCCUUCGAUGCUAGCCGCACCUCAUUCGUCCGCGAGGGCUCCUUCCGUGCCAACGCCGCGUGCAGCCAGAGCAGCAUUGAGCGGGAUGACAAGCUGCAGGACAAGAAGAAAGACCAGCCCUCUGGCAUCCCAGCUCUCCCACCUGGCUCCGCCUCCCCACCCGAGGGCGCAGCGUCCCCCAUGGACCGCCAAGAACCAGGCGGGCCUCACGCCAUCCCUCGCCGCCACGCGCCCAUCGAGCAGCUGGUGCGACAGGGCUCGUUCCGGGGAUUCCCAGCACUCAGCGGGAAGAACUCCCCCUUCAAGAGGCAGCUGUCGCUUCGCCUCAACGACCUGCCAUCCACUCUGCAACGCAAGACUGACUACCAGGACAAGAAUCCUGAGAUGGAUAUGGGGUUGCCAGAUGAGGGGGACUGUUGCAUCAAUGCCCUGUGUAGCCAGAUCAACAACUCCUUCACCAAUCCAUCGGAGGAACUUUUUUGCAACCCCUCCAUGUCAGUGAACGGCCCUCCAACUGGAACUGUGCCCCCUGCAUUGCCCCCACCGCCUGCACCGAUGCAGGCAAACUCCUCCUGGGUGCAGCCAGAGCCUCCACACCACUCUCCUCCUCUGUCUGUGGCAAUGCAGAGGCAAAGCGGACACAGACGCACACCAUCCGAGGCAGAACGAUGGCUGGAGGAGGUCUCGAAGGCCAUCAAGGCUCAACAGAGCCCUCCCCCAGGCCCAACUAUCCCCGCCAUCCCUGGACCGCCCACAAUGUUGAUUCAUCAGAUGUCAAGUCAGACAGCCAUGUCAGCUGCCCCAGUGUCCACUGUCUCCAUGGCCCUUGGCACCAUGACCAAACCUCUCAUCUCGGGCACCUCUGUCCUUUCAAGUCAGGCCUCAAUGCCCCUUCCACCCAUGUCGAUAUCAUUAGUUCCUCUAAUACCAGGCCCUCCAGUGUCAGGGCCUCCUAUGUCCCUUCCUUCCAUGUCAAUCCCCACGAUGUCUGGUCCAAGCAUGUCUGGGGCUCCCAUGAUCCAGCCAUCUCUUCCUGGGCCCCCAGGCUCUCUUCCAAGCUCCAUGCAGCCCUUCCCCUUGGCUUUUGAUACUACCCCGGCCGCUGUGGGAAUGUUUGCCAGCCAGCCUGUUCAGCCAGCAUUUGUGCCCAUGCAGACCUACAUGCCAGGCCUGGCCAGCAGUAUGACCUACCCCAACGCUAGUGUGCCUAUUGUGGGCAUCACGCCAUCGCAAAUGGUGGCCAAUGUGUUCUGCACCGCCACAAGUUCAUCAGGUGCAGGUGGAGCUAUAGGCUCGGCUGGAGGAGGCCCCAAAGUAGGGGCACUCGGAACGGUUGGCCAGUACCAGUCUUACCAAGGAGCACCUGGUGCAGUCGGUUCCACUGGUGGGUUUUCCACACCAUCAUUCUCUUCAACGCCGCCAUUAUCAUCAGCUAUCAAUGGCCUCCCACUACAUAGCAGCGCCAUGAUGAACCUCCAGAAUGGGACGUCCAUCAGUGGCGGGAAUGGUGGCAGCAGUAGCAGUUGGCCACCAGAGGGAAGCCAGCUGACAGCUCCAGUGGCCGGUACUUUUCAAGAGGAUGAUCGCUUUGAGGCAAAGUGGGCAGCACUGGAGACCAAACCAGGGCCUCAGCAACCAGGAAAUAAGGCGCCGGCUGCAGUAGCGAACCCAUUUUCCAACAAUCUACAAAAGACUUUUGAAAUUGAGCUCUAAGACAAACUCUGUCUCCCAAAGCUGUAAGGGUAGUCCUGGAGUUAAAACCUGAGUAAGACAGGCACUAAAGGUCCCUACAGUUAGCCUAGCAUCUGACCUGUGGCCG
Molecule: messenger RNA, 2341 nt
Organism: Limanda limanda (common dab)
Lineage: Eukaryota; Metazoa; Chordata; Actinopteri; Pleuronectiformes; Pleuronectidae
Gene: numbl
Product: NUMB like endocytic adaptor protein
Exons: 8
Coding region: 16-2235 (739 amino acids)
Source: RefSeq, a predicted model, not a curated record